AUGGUGUGGAAUGUGCAAGGUGCUGGAAGUAGGAACUUCAUCACAGUUCUCAAAGAUUUGGUUCGAAUUCAUCAACCUAAUGUACUUACGUUGGUGGAAACUCACAUGGGAGGUGAGCAAGCAGUAAUGAUAGCUUCGAUUCUUGGUUAUGGUUAUGAUGGGCACUCAAGGGUUGAUGCCUUGGGUUUUAGUGGCGGAAUAUGGGUUUACUGGAAGUCGAAUCGAGUAAAUGUGAGCCCGAGUUUGAAACACAAUCAACACAUCACAAUGGAGAUUUCUCGUGUAGGAGCCAUGCCAUGGUACUUUUCUGCGAUUUAUGCUAGCCCGAAUCCAAUGAAGAAGAAGGAACUAUGGGAGGAGCUCAAGAAUAUUUCCAUGAGUCAUGAUAAACCCUGGCUCAUAGCUGGUGAUUUUAAUGACACUAGAUUCCCUUCAGAAAGAAAUAAGUCAUGUCAUGAAACUAAUAGAAGAUCCUUAUUCAACAAUUGGGUUGAGGACAUGGACCUACUGGAAGUCGAAUUCUCUGGUGCUUCACACACUUGGGCUAGAGGCAAAUCACUUGAAACUCGUCAAAGUGCAAGGUUAGACAGAGCCUUGUGUAAUGAGCAAUGGGCUUUAAGGUUCGAGCAGGCAUCGAUGAGACACCUUACAGCAGUUCACUAG
Molecule: messenger RNA, 663 nt
Organism: Chenopodium quinoa (quinoa)
Lineage: Eukaryota; Viridiplantae; Streptophyta; Magnoliopsida; Caryophyllales; Amaranthaceae
Exons: 1
Coding region: 1-663 (220 amino acids)
Molecular function (GO): catalytic activity
Source: RefSeq, a predicted model, not a curated record